Molecule: messenger RNA, 1970 nt
Organism: Hydra vulgaris (swiftwater hydra)
Lineage: Eukaryota; Metazoa; Cnidaria; Hydrozoa; Anthoathecata; Hydridae
Product: 6-phosphogluconate dehydrogenase, decarboxylating
Biological process (GO): pentose-phosphate shunt, oxidative branch; pentose-phosphate shunt
Cellular component (GO): cytosol
Molecular function (GO): phosphogluconate dehydrogenase (decarboxylating) activity; NADP binding
Source: RefSeq, a predicted model, not a curated record
ACUCUAAUUAAAUUUAGUUGCCUCAGUUGUUCAAAUGACUCCUACAUUAAUAAUCUUAAUGCAUACUUCCUUGUUUUAAACUGACAAAAACAUUUAAAAGAUUUUUAAAAUCUUUCUGGAAUAAACCAUGGUUGAACCAACAGGAGACAUUGCCUUAAUUGGCCUGGCUGUAAUGGGUCAAAACUUAAUUUUAAACAUGAAUGACCAUGGUUUUAUAGUUGUUGCUUUCAAUAGAACUGUUUCAAAAGUUGAAGAAUUUAUGGCUAAUGAAGCAAAAGGAACUAAUGUAAUAGGAGCUACUUCAUUAGAAGAUAUGGUUUCUAAGCUUAAAAAACCAAGAAGAAUUAUGUUGUUAGUUAAAGCAGGAGAUGCAGUUGAUGAUUACAUAAAAAAAUUGGUACCAUUGAUUGAAGCUGGAGAUAUAAUAAUUGAUGGUGGAAAUUCUGAAUACACUGACACUAAUAGACGUUGUAAAGACCUUAUAGCAAAAAAUAUUUAUUUUGUUGGAUCUGGUGUAAGUGGGGGAGAAGAGGGAGCUCGACACGGUCCUUCUUUGAUGCCUGGCGGAGCACCAGAAGCAUGGCCUCAUAUUAAACAGAUUUUCCAAGCAAUCUCUGCAAAGACUAAAGAAAAUGAGUCCUGCUGUGAUUGGGUAGGGGAUGAAGGAGCUGGACAUUUUGUUAAAAUGGUUCACAAUGGUAUAGAAUAUGGAGAUAUGCAAGUGAUAUGUGAAGCAUAUAGUUUAAUGAAAACUUGUCUUGGUAUGUCAGCUCCUGAAAUUGGAAAAGUCAUGGAAGAUUGGAAUAAAACAGAACUGGAUUCUUAUUUAAUUGAAAUUUCAGCUGCUAUACUUCAAUAUAAAGACACCAAUGGUGACUACUUAGUUGAGAAAAUUCGAGAUACUGCUGGCCAGAAAGGUACUGGAAAAUGGACUGCAAUAAAUGCUUUGGAUUCUGGAGUACCUGUUACCCUAAUUGCUGAAUCUGUGUUUGCAAGAUGUCUUUCUUCAUUAAAAUGUGAAAGAAUUGAAGCUAGCAAAUCAUUGUUAGGACCUCUUCAAAAUAUUUAUACUGGUAACAAAGCAGAAUUUAUUGAAGAUAUUCGCCAGGCUUUGUAUGCAUCAAAGAUAGUUUCAUACGCACAGGGUUUUAUGUUAUUUCGACAAGCAGCCAAGGAUUUUAAAUGGAAUUUAAAUUAUGGCAACAUAGCAAUGAUGUGGAGGGGUGGAUGUAUUAUAAGAAGCCAGUUUCUUGGAAAUAUUUGUGAUGCUUUUGAAAAAAAUCCCAACCUUACAAAUUUGCUAUUGGAUGAUUUUUUUAAAGCUGCUAUUCAUAAAGCUCAGUUGUCUUGGCGACGAACUGUAUCAAAUGCUGUUCUUCUUGGUGUGGCUGUUCCAUGCUUUUCAUCUGCAUUAGCUUUUUAUGAUGGUUUUCGCACUGAAAGACUUCCUGCUAAUCUAAUUCAGGCACAAAGAGAUUACUUUGGGGCUCAUACUUAUGAAUUAAAUGAUGUUCCUGGUACUUUUCAUCAUACUGAUUGGACUGGUCAUGGUGGGCGAGUUGCAUCAACAACUUAUCAAGCAUAGUUUUGUUUAUAUUGUGUUCUUAAUAGGUUUAAUAAAUUUAAUAGGAAUGUCAAAUAUUCUUAAACAUCUUUUUAUAAUCUUAUUAACAUUUGAAAUAAUUUCGUUUGAACAGAAAUAUUCAUUUUUAUUCAAUUUUGUUCCUUUUCUGGAAUUUAAAAUUCUUAUUAAAUAAAAUUGUUUAUUCUAAAUUCAAUUUUCAUUUUUGAUGUGGUUGUUAGUUUAUUUUCUACAUGUGUUUGCUGGGUUAUAUAUUUGAAGUUAAAUUGUAAAGAUUUGUAAUUUAUUUAUUAAUUUCUAAUCAUUUAUUUAUACUGUAAUUUCUAAUCAUUUCUAUAUUGUAGAAAGUUAUUAAUUUUAUAAUGUUUAAAAAAAAAAAAAUCAUAAA